Anarrhichthys ocellatus (wolf-eel) is the source of this 3777-nucleotide messenger RNA. RefSeq names its product myosin-binding protein C, fast-type-like. Lineage: Eukaryota; Metazoa; Chordata; Actinopteri; Perciformes; Anarhichadidae. Gene Ontology annotation, molecular function: protein binding. The transcript is spliced from 29 exons. Gene Ontology annotation, biological process: sarcomere organization. Bases 62 to 3403 code for a protein of 1113 amino acids. Gene Ontology annotation, cellular component: M band. The record is from RefSeq and is a predicted model, not a curated record.
AAGGAAAAAGCACCACAAGCUCUCAGUCUUGCAGCAGCAAAGCGGAGACACAGGAAUAACCAUGCCUGAGCCAGUCCCUGCAGAUAAACCGGAGGAGGGGCAUGAUGCACUCCCCGCAGACGGAGAGUCCGGGUCGACUGAGCUCAGUGGGCUCUUUGUCGAGAAGCCACCAGCAAAUAUAAGCGCUGUUGCAGGAAUGGAUGUCACUAUCAUAGCCAAGGUUGAUUCGACCACCCUGGCAAGAAAACCCACCAUGAAAUGGCUGAAGGGCAAGUGGUUGGACCUCGGGAGCAAGGCUGGAAAACAUGUGCAGUUCAAAGAAACUUACGACAGGAAUACUAAGAUCUACACCUAUGAAAUGAAGAUAAUAAAAUCAGUAACCGGAGAUUCUGGGGGCUACAGGUGUGAGGUGACGGCAAAAGACAAGUGUGACAGCUCCACCUUUGAGAUCUCUGUUGAGGCUGCACAGCAGGAGGCGCAAGCAGAUAUUUUGUCUGCCUUCAAGAGAGCGGAUGGUGGAGAGGACGACGGAAAUCUGGAUUUCAGUGCUCUGCUGAAAGCUGCGAAGAAGAAGAAGGUAAAAGAGGAACCAGAGAUCGACGUGUGGGAAUUGCUUAAGAGUGCCCAUCCGAGCGAGUACGAGAAAAUCGCCUUUGAGUAUGGCAUCACUGACCUGAGGGGCAUGCUGAAACGCCUGAAAAAGAUGAAGGUCGUCGAGCCCAAGUAUAGCGAUGCUUUCCUGAAGAGACUCGACUCUUGCUACUCGGUGGAAAAGGGCAAGAAGAUUUUCCUGAGAUGCGAGGUGGUCGAUCCUGACAUGCAGGUCAAAUGGUUGAAGAACGGCCAGGAGAUCAAACCCUCAGCCAAGUACAUCAUGGAGGCAAAUGGGAACGUCAGAACUCUCACCAUCAGUAGGGCGACCCUGGCUGAUGAUGCUGCGUAUGAGUGUGUGUUUGGAGAUGACAAGUGUUUCACCGAGGUCUUUGUCAAAGAGCCCCCUGUGACCAUCAGCAAGCUGAUGGACGACUAUCAUGUGGUUGUUGGAGAGAGAGUAGAGUUUGAGAUCGAGGUGUCGGAGGAGGGCGCCCACGUCAUGUGGUACUUUGAGGAUAUAGAGAUUCUAAAAGAGCAAGACUCCAAGUAUCGCAUUAAGAAGGAUGGAAGGAAGCACUGUCUUAUCCUCCAGGAGGCUACGCUGAAUGACAUCGGAAUGUACCAUGCUUGGACAAACGGGGGCCAUACCAAAGGAGAGCUGGAGGUGGAAGAAAAACAACUGGAGGUCUUGCAGGACAUUGCUGACCUGACAGUCAAGGCAACAGACCAGGCUUUGUUCAAGUGUGAGGUGUCUGAUGAAAAGGUCACAGGAAAGUGGUUCAAAGACGGAGUGGAGGUCUUGCCAACUGAUCGCAUCAAAAUGACUCACAUUGGAAGGUUUCAUCGGCUGAUUAUUGAUAAUGUGAAGCCAGAAGAUGCUGGAGACUACACAUUUAUUCCUGACGGAUACGCUCUCUCAAUUUCUGCCAAACUCAACUUCUUGGAAAUUAAGGUUGACUACGUGCCAAGACAAGAUCCUCCAAAGAUCCACCUGGACACCACCGGAAACAUGGUCUCACAAAACACCAUCAUUGUGGUGGCAGGCAACAAGCUGCGCCUGGAUGUGGAGAUCACAGGAGAGCCAGCACCCACCGUUGUGUGGUCGAAAGGAGAUGAACAAAUUAUAGCCACCGAAGGGCGCCUAAGGGUGGAGGCCAGGAAAGACCUGAGCUGCUUCGUCAUAGAGGGGGCAGAGAGGGAAGAUGAGGGCAACUACACGAUCUGUGUUACCAACCCUGCUGGAGAGGACAAGGCUAUGCUGUUUGUGAAGAUUGUGGAUGUGCCUGACCCCCCUCAGAAUGUGAAAUGCCUAUCAGUGGGAGAGGACUGCGCCAGCAUGGUUUGGGACGUCCCUGUAUUUGAUGGCGGUGCACCACUCAAAGGUUAUCUCAUGGAGAGGAAGAAGAAGGGCUCCUCAAGAUGGACGAAGCUCAACUUUGAUGUGUAUGAAUCGACUUCAUAUGAGGCUAAGAGGAUGAUUGAAGGUGUUAUGUAUGAGAUGAGGGUGUUUGCUAUCAACAGCAUUGGCAUGUCUCAGCCAAGUCUCACCUCCAAACCCUUCAUGCCUAUUGCCCCGACUAGCGAGCCAAUACGUCUGUCAGUGAAUGAUGUGACAGACAGCACGUGCACCCUGAAGUGGCUCGCCCCAGAGAAGAUUGGAGCUGGAGGCCUGGAUGGCUUUCUUAUUGAAUACUGCAAAGACGGAGACACUGAGUGGGUGGUGGCAAACCAGGAGCUUUGUGAAAGGCAGGGAUUUGUGGUGCGUGGCCUGCCCGUGGGAGAGAAGAUCAACUUUAGGGUGGUGGCAGUAAACAUCGCUGGACGCAGUCCUCCAGCUCUGCUGUCACAGCCCGUCACCAUCCGUGAGAUCAUGGAGUAUCCUAAGAUCCGGCUCCCUCGCGACCUGAGAACAAAGUACAUCAGGAAAGUAGGAGAAAAGAUCAACCUGACCAUCACCUUCCAGGGUAAGCCACGUCCUGUCGCAACCUGGUACAAAGAUGGUCAACCCAUCGACCCCACGAUGGUCAGCAUCCGCAACUCAAAUGUGGACACCAUCCUCUUCAUCCGCCAAGCAGAGAGAGAGCACUCUGGAACGUAUGAGCUGGUGCUGAAGAUUGAGAACAUGGAGGACAGAGCCAGCAUUGUCCUCAGGAUUGUGGAUAAACCUGGACCUCCUCAGAACCUGAAGGUGACAGACGUCUGGGGCUUCAAUGCAGCUCUGGAGUGGCAACCCCCCAAGGAUGAUGGCAACUGUGAGAUUUCUGGAUACACCAUCCAGAAGGCAGACAUGAAGACUAAGGAAUGGUUCACUGUUUACGAGCACAACAGACGGCCAAACUGCACAUCUUCAGAGCUGAUCAUGGGCAAUGAAUACAUGUUCCGUGUCUUCAGUGAAAACCUCUGCGGCCUGAGCGACGAGGCGCGCGUAAGCAAGAACACGGCCGUCAUUGCCAAGACAGCACUGGACCACAAAAAAAGCCCCUACAAGGAGAAAGAGAUAUGCUGUGUGCCCAAGUUUACUCAGCCCCUGGUUGACAGAUCCGUAGUGGCCGGUUACAGCACCGCCAUCAGCUGCGCCGUGAAAGGCUACCCCAAGCCUAAGAUUGUUUGGAUGAAGAACAAGAUGAUCCUCGGUCAGGAUCCCAAGUUCUUGAUGCGGAACUACCAGGGAGUGCUGACCCUCAACAUUCGCAAGCCAGGCACCUUCGACGCAGGGAAAUACACCUGCAUGGCUGUCAAUGAGCUGGGCAAGGACGAAGUGGAGUGCAAGCUGGACGUCCGAAUGGCCAGAGAUCCAGACAAGCAGUGAGAAAACGAACAGCAAAGAAUUUGAAAUAAUUUGAGCCAAACGGUGAAUGAGUACACACUGUCAAGGGUGAAUCUAAUAAAAUAUAGUGAUGCCUUCUAUAAAUAAUUGUUUAUUUUGAAUGUUUCAUUUUUUAUCUAUAUUCUUUUAGUCAUACAAACAUUAUACAGAGAAGCUCACAAACUUUCCACACACCCAAUCAGGAUCUAAGAUUUUAAAUACAUGGCACAUUAUUAUUAGAGAAGCACCUCUCUGUAUUUUUGGCACAUGUGUGACAGUUGUCUGCACUACACCUCCCUGGAGUAGUGCGCUCUCCUCCUAUGGAUUGGCACUCCUAUACUGAACAACAGCGCCACUGCCAGGAGACCAACAGCCAC